Messenger RNA from Miscanthus lutarioriparius, 2064 nucleotides. NCBI's taxonomy places the organism in Eukaryota, Viridiplantae, Streptophyta, Magnoliopsida, Poales, Poaceae. The record is from the annotation of a GenBank genome assembly.
AUGGCGAUUCCCCGUUGGCCCUGUCGCCUUCCCACGGCCGCCGCAGCCACCAAGUGGUCGGCCGGAACUCUCGCCGUAGACCUCGGCGGAAUUGGCGCGAGACCCUCAACGUCCGCCCUGGCUGCCGCCGCGACGGCCGCCGCCGCCGCCGGCCGCGCCUCGGAGUGCCAGUCCCUCCUCCUCCGCAUGUCGCGCCGCCGCGGCGCCUCCCGACGCGAUAUCGUCUCUUCCCUCCUCGCCUCGUCCCCCACCCCGCAGCCGCAGGUGUUCGACCUCCUCAUCCGCACCUACACCCAGUCCCGCAAGCCCCGGGAGGCCUUCGAGGCCUUCCGCCUCCUCCUCGGCCACCGCGUCCCCGUCCCGGCCUCCGCAUCCACUGCCCUCCUUGCCGCGCUGUCACGGGUCAGGUGGCCUCACCUAGCCGAGGAGGCCUACCGCCUCGUCCUCUCGUCCGACUCCGAGGUAAACGCCUACACGCUUAACAUCAUGGUCCACAGCUACUGUAAAAGCCUAGAGUUCGAUAGGGCUGACACUGUCAUCUCCGAGAUGGAGAAGAGAUGCGUUUUUCCGGAUGUGGUUACACAUAAUGUGUUGAUUGAUGCAAGGUUCCGUGCCGGAGAUGUGGAUGCAGCAAUUGCAUUGGUUGAUUCGAUGGCUAAUAAGGGUUUGAAGCCUGGGAUUGUGACGUACAAUUCGGUUUUGAAGGGGUUGUGUAAGCACAGGAGAUUUGAUAAGGCAAAAGAGGUGUUCAGGACAAUGGACCAGUGCAGUGUUGCACCAGAUGUUCGGAGUUUCAAUAUUUUGAUCGGAGGAUUUUGUAGGGUUGGGGAGGCUGAGGAGGCGGUGAAGUUUUACAAGGAGAUGCAACAGCGUGGUGUUACACCAGAUGUGGUGAGCUUUAGCUGCCUGAUUGGGUUAUUCUCAAGGAGGGGGAAGAUGGACCAUGCAGCGGCGUACUUGAGGGAAAUGAAGGGGUUUGGUUUGGUGCCUGAUGGUGUGAUUUACACAAUGGUCAUAGGUGGGUUUUGUAGGGCUGGAUCAAUGUCAGAGGCUCUACGAGUUAGGGAUGAGAUGGUUGGCCUUGGAUGUCUGCCAGAUGUGGUAACAUACAAUACCCUGUUGAACGGGCUCUGUAAGCAGCACAGGUUGCUUGACGCAGAGGAGCUUUUGAAUGAGAUGAAGGAGAGAGGGGUUACACCAGAUUUAUGCACUUUCACAACUUUGAUUCAUGGGUACUGUAGGGAAGGUAAUUUUGAGAAAGCAUUGCAAUUGUUUGACACACUGCUGCAACAGCGUUUGAGGCCAGAUGUUGUGACUUACAAUAGCUUGAUUGAUGGAAUGUGCAGAAAAGGUGAUCUGGCCAAAGCUAAUGAGCUAUGGGAUGAUAUGCAUGCUCGAGAAAUCUUUCCCAACCAUGUUACCUACAGCAUCCUAAUAGACAGCCACUGUGAGAAGGGACAAGUUCAAGAAGCAUUCAGUUUUCUGGAUGAAAUGGUCAAUAAGGGCAAUUUACCAAAUAUCAUGACCUAUAAUUCCAUCAUCAAGGGUUAUUGCCGAUCAGGUAAUGUAAAAAAGGGGCAGCAGUUUUUGCAAAAGAUGAGGCAAGAUAACGUAUCGCCAGAUCUGAUUACUUUCAACACCCUGAUCCAUGGUUAUAUAAAAGAAGAAAACAUGCACGGAGCUUUCAAUGUGUUUAAUAUAAUGGAGAAGGAAAUGGUACGACCAGAUGCUGUCACGUAUAAUAUGGUCAUAAAUGGGUUUUCUGAACAAGGCAAUAUGCAAGAAGCUGGUCAUGUUUUCAAGAAAAUGGGUGCCAGUGGAACUGAACCAGAUAGAUAUACAUACAUGUCUUUGAUAAAUGGUCAUUUUACAGCUGGCAACUCAAAGGAGGCUUUCCAGCUUCAUGAUGAGAUGAUGCAUAGAGGGUUCGCUCCCGAUGACAAAUUCGAGGGUUGUCGCCCUGCCCUGUUGGACAUAAGGAAGAGAAAUGCAUGUGUUGUGUGUUUGCCAAUGUCUUUGAAAAUCACACCUCCAAGACACCGUGAAUCCUGGCGUCGAAGGUGA